Molecule: messenger RNA, 491 nt
Organism: Cantharellus anzutake
Lineage: Eukaryota; Fungi; Basidiomycota; Agaricomycetes; Cantharellales; Hydnaceae
Product: cytochrome c oxidase, subunit VIa
Exons: 5
Coding region: 1-441 (146 amino acids)
Biological process (GO): mitochondrial electron transport, cytochrome c to oxygen
Cellular component (GO): mitochondrial inner membrane
Molecular function (GO): enzyme regulator activity
Source: RefSeq, a predicted model, not a curated record
AUGUCGGUCGCAAGAGCUCUACCGAGGGCCAUGCGCUCCUCUCGCGUAUUAAUCACCCGGAAGUAUGCUUCUCAUGCAGCCGAGAAGCCAGCAGGCUAUGUUCCGACAGGGGAGGAAUGGAUUGCCCAACGACAAGCAAUCAAGACUCACGCCAAUGCGUUUCUGACGUCCCUGGUAUCCUCCGACAUAGAGACUUCUGAGUUAUGGCGCCGAAUUAGCUUCUUUGCCUGUGUCCCAGGGGUGUUUCUUUUGGCGCUUUAUGUGAAGCAGGUGGAAGACGAGCAUCAUGAACAUAUGGAGCAUGUCAAGGCUGAACUCGGUGGUGAGAUUCCUAAGCCCGACUACGCAUGGCUUGGAAAGCGUGCCAAACCUUUCCCCUGGGGUAACAACAGCCUAUUCUUCAAUCCCGAGGCUAACAGGAAUUUUGAGAAGGACGAGUAAUUCAGGAGUUUAUCACAGAAACGUCCGAUUCUUUGUCGCUCAACCUUCCA